CCAUUAAGGUGUCAUUUGCCCGUCAUUGUAGAGCAUGUCUUUAGUCUUUUUGGCAAAACAUUCCUGCUUCUGCUGUUUUUGGUUUGCGCAAAUUACGCAAUGGAUGAGUCUCAGUCGUGGAUAGCAAGCUGGCUUCUCCGUUUUCCCAUGUGAAGCCCUGAGCCUUGGAGAGCUGAACGAGUCUGGGUCGUAUACCUGUAGCCUUAAGUUGAAAGAACAGCAGCGCGUUUUAAGAAUGGGAAGAGCAUUCCCCUUUAAACAAGGUGGGCUGAGCUUAUUUGCAGUUCUCGCUCCUAUGGCAACCCAGUGGAUCAGCAUCAUGAAUAUUCCAAAAACGCAGCCCGACCAUGGAUCAGUGAUGUCAGCGCUGUCAGGGAAGCUCUACUGUAUUUUUGCGUGAUUGUGUCGCGUUGUUUGGUGGCAGCUGGCAAGACGUGUCAUCACAAAAGGGCAUCCUUCGUCUUGCUUGACCUUUCCCUCACCUCCGUAUCACCGUCCGUGGGCGCAUCCCUCACAUGUCACACUAAGGUGACUUUGAAGCAGUUUUUUCCACUUUUGCGCACGAUGUCAAAACGGCACAAAGAUGAACAUCGGGGACGCAGCAGCCAAGCGGACCGUCCAGACUGUGUGUGAGGACACACGCACACUGUCAGGUAGUGUUAUGAACACGAGUGGCGUCUCUUAUCUUCAGUGCCGCCACAGCCGUCCGUGUGAUGUGUAGCAGGCUUUCAGGGAUUCAGAUUUGCUCCAGACUGGUCGCUUGUACAAACAGAUGUGGGGAGCGUGGGGCACGCUGGUGGCAAUAAUCGUUUCAAUUCAGCCUGAGAAUCUGGAUUUCUUUAAUUGUCUCCACUGUCUCUCAAUGUCAUAAUGGACAGGUUGCACUCCUCGAUGCGUAAAAGGCUCUACAGUUUGCCACAGCACAUUGGGCACAAAGCAUCCAUAAUGGGCGAAGGAGAAGACGCAGACAAGGACACCCGGAGGAAGAGCAUCAGGAUGAAACCUCUGCCGUCGCCGACCUCAGAGGGAAGCUGCAAAGGCAUUGGGGAGACCAAAAGUGGGGAGUCUGUGAUAAUGGAGACGGACAUAGGCAGACCAAUGAAGACCAGCUCAAACGGAGACUGUCGGAGGUUUCGAGGCAGCCUAUCGUCCAUCACAAGCCGUCAUGUGCACGACUCUCAGUCGGCGGAGGAGACGCGCCUCAUCACUGAGGGAGAUGUCACCCCAAGCGAGGAGAGCCCCCCCGGAGCUAUCGGUGACGGGCCGCCGGAUCCAGGCGCGCAAGGAGCGAGUUGUGGCGGUGGCACCCUAAACGAAUCCCAGGGCCAGCAGUCAGGGUUUUUAAAGUUAGGAGGCAUCGAUCAAAUUCUGCCUGACGACGAGAGAUUAUAUCAAGCAGGGUUCAUGCACCGACAGUUUGGGGCAAUGCUCCAACCAGGGGUCAACAAGUUUUCCCUGAGGAUGUUUGGAAGUGAGAAGGCGGUGGAAAGGGAACAGGAGCGGGUUAAAUCCGCCGGAUUCUGGAUAAUUCAUCCUUACAGUGAUUUCAGGUUUUAUUGGGACUUGACCAUGCUGCUGCUGAUGGUGGGCAACCUCAUCAUCAUCCCUGUGGGCAUAACGUUCUUCAAGGAUGAGAACACGCCCCCCUGGAUCGUGUUCAACGUGGUGUCUGACACUUUCUUCCUCAUGGACCUAGUCCUUAACUUCAGGACAGGUAUCGUCAAGGAGGACAAUACAGAGAUCAUUCUGGAUCCCCAGCAGAUCAAGAUUAAGUACUUGCGCAGCUGGUUUGUCGUGGACUUCAUCUCCUCCAUCCCCGUGGACUACAUCUUCCUCAUUGUGGAGACCCGCAUCGACUCAGAUUUCUACAAGACGGCGCGCGCCUUGCGGAUUGUCCGCUUCACUAAAAUCCUCAGCCUGCUGCGACUGCUCCGGCUCUCGAGACUCAUUCGCUACAUCCAUCAGUGGGAAGAGAUCUUCCACAUGACCUAUGACCUUGCCAGUGCCAUGGUGAGGAUAGUCAACCUGAUCGGUAUGAUGCUGCUUCUGUGUCACUGGGAUGGCUGCCUGCAGUUCCUGGUGCCCAUGCUGCAGGACUUUCCCGCCGACUGCUGGGUGUCCAAAAAUAAGAUGGUGAAUGACACAUGGGGACAGCAGUACUCCUACGCACUUUUCAAAGCUAUGAGCCACAUGCUGUGUAUUGGAUAUGGCAUGUACCCACCGGUGGGCAUGACGGAUGUUUGGUUGACCAUCCUCAGCAUGAUUGUGGGUGCUACUUGCUACGCCAUGUUCGUGGGCCACGCCACCGCACUAAUCCAAUCUCUGGACUCAUCUCGACGGCAGUAUCAGGAAAAGUACAAACAGGUGGAGCAGUACAUGUCCUUCCACAAGCUGCCGGCUGACAUGAGGCAGCGAAUCCACGACUACUACGAGCACCGCUACCAGGGCAAGAUGUUCGACGAGGAGAGCAUCCUGGGAGAACUGAACGAGCCGCUGCGAGAGGAAAUCGUCAACUUCAACUGUCGAAAGCUGGUGGCGUCCAUGCCUCUGUUUGCCAACGCCGACCCCAACUUUGUCACCUCCAUGCUCACCAAGCUGAGAUUUGAAGUGUUCCAGCCUGGGGAUUACAUAAUCAGGGAGGGCACUAUCGGCAAGAAAAUGUACUUCAUCCAACACGGGGUUGUCAGUGUGCUAACCAAAGGCAAACAAGAGACCAAGCUGUCAGAUGGCUCCUACUUUGGAGAGAUAUGUUUGCUGACCCGAGGCAGAAGGACAGCCAGUGUCCGAGCAGAAACAUACUGUCGACUCUACUCGCUGUCUGUCGACAACUUCAAUGAGGUGCUUGAAGAGUAUCCCAUGAUGAGAAGGGCCUUUGAAACUGUUGCACUAGACAGACUGGACCGUAUUGGCAAGAAAAACUCCAUCCUGCAGCAUAAGGUACAGCACGACCUCAGCUCUGGUGUACUCAACUACCAGGAGAAUGAGAUCAUCCAGCAGAUUGUGCAGCAUGAUCGGGACAUGGCCCACUGUGCCCACCUCAUGCAGAACGCCCCACCACACUCACCUCCCUCGCCUACCCCAGUCAUCUGGGCCCCGCUCAUCCAGGCACCUCUUCAAGCAGCAGCCACCACCACUUCAGUAGCCAUUGCACUGACACACCAUCCCCAAUUCCCACCAACACUCUUUAGGCCCCCAGUUUCUGUUCUGGGGUCCUUGAAGGACCCUCCAAGUCGGUUAAAGAAGUUUCAGACAUUUGUUCCUUCAUCCACAGCACCUGGCUCUGCCGGGGAAUCUCCCUCUAGCACACCCUCAAAACUGAACACUGGGGUGGACAUGUCAUUGCUGGCCUCUUUCCGGGCCCAUCACAUGACAUCACUUUCAGGUGAAACUGGCUCUAGCCAACAGGUUUCAGGUAGUGGAGGACAACAAGGACCUAGUGGAGUUGGGUCUGGGUCCAGUAGUGGAGGGGUGUCUGCCUUCCCCUUUGGACCAUACUCAUCCUCUGGCUCACCCUCAUCUAGUAUGGCACAGCUGCAUCCACAACCACAGCAUCAACAGCCUUUUCGCUCCAACACACCUCCUCUCUCCAACCUCUUCCGCCAAGGAUCUACAGGUGGAAGCACAGGGUCAGGAAUAAGUGGUGGGACAGUUGGAGCCUGUGGUGGUGCCACAGGGUGGUCUAUAGGUGGAGUGGUUGGAGGUUCAGUGGAGGAAGCCUCUGUAGAAGACACAUCUUGGGUUGGUGAGGACGUUUUAAGUGGAACAACAGAAUUGACUCAAGAUAGGCAUUUCAAUUUUGCAGGAGCUACUGGUGGAUCAGUAGGAGGGAUCUCAGGGGAAUCAAUGGGAGGGAUAUUUGAAGCAUCAUUGGGUGCUCCUUAUGGGCGGUUACCAGGUGGCACAUCAGGUGGAUCAAUGGGGGGUAUUACAUAUGGUCCAAAGGGAGAUGCUGCCAGAAGAUCAAUGGGAGGGGUUUCCAGGGGACCAAUUGGAAGGAGGGACUCAGUAGCAGGGGCCACUGGAGAAUCACUUGUUUUGGCAAACACGGGAGGAACAUUGGGGAGGCUUUCAGGUGGAUCAGUUGGAGUGGUGAGCAAUCCUAGUGUGUCAAUUGGUAGUGCUUUUGGUGGAUCAACAACUAGCCAUAUAGGAGGAGGUUUGAGUGGGCAAGGAGGAGGUUUGAUGGGAGGACAUAUUGGCAGAGCAGCAGGGGGAGCAAUAGGAAGCAAUGUAGGAGGGUCUGCAUCUUGUGCUGUAGGUGGGGCUUCUGGUGGGAUUACAAGUGGAUUUAUUAGUUCCUCCCGUUGUCAGAGUCCUAUAUCUACUUGCUCGUCCAGCUCUAUCCCUGGGCAACUUUUCCAAAGCCAGCCACUACCUAAGCCUCCUCAGGUGGCUCCUCUGCAGCAGUUUGCUGGAGGAGGCAGGACUACCAGUGGCUUAAACCUCCUUCAUUCCCCUCCACAAGGCUCACCAUCAUCAAGUAAAAGUCAGCACAGCCAGCAGCCUCCCGAGGGCUCCCCGUCUUCGCUCAGCCAUUUGAGUCUUUCUGGCCUCCAGGCUGGCUUCCUGCCUCACCAGAUAUCACUGGAUAGGUCUGCUCUGGCCUCACUGGCCCAGUAUGGUUCAGCAAAUGCCUCCCCUUGCCUUACCCCAGUGGCUCCCAGCCCUACAGUUCAAAGCCCCGUUGCAGGCAGGACUUUCCACUACAGUGAACCCUCCAGUACCACAGGAUCCCACAGUUCUCUGCUCAUGCCUCAGUCCUCUCUCUCUUCACACCUUCCUAGUCAGCCACACACGACUGGGAGAGAUUCCCCACUGGGUCGCUUUUCAGAUGACCUAAAGCUUUUAUCCAGCUCACAUCCAUCUCUACCCCAGGAGGUGGCUCAAGCCUUAGGACACCAAACUCCUCACCCCUCUGUGGAGACUGGAUAUUACCCCUCACCCUUUUCCUCACCUACUCUUGUGCCCAAACCUUGUAGCUCAGUGCCAGGCCACAUGACUCCUCCGAUCCAGACUCAGGCACCUGGGGCCUCCCCAGCUUUGCCUCCACGAAGGGGCUCUGCUGCUUACUCAUUAGAUCUAGAACCUCAAACUGUUCGCUCUAAACUCCCUUCCAAUUUGUGAGGAUUGAUCACACCCUUCUGUGCUCCUCCAAAAUGAAACACACAAACUAUUUCCAUGUGUGAGCUUUUCUUUGUGUCUUGUGUAUUCACUGUGUUCCACCCCUCAUUUUAACAAAAUCUUAACUUUACUGUGAUUUAAAAGAUAAUUUACCGGGUAACAUGGAGCUCUAGAGCAGUCUAUGUUUGUUUUCUUUUUCCUCUUUUUUAUUUCUACAUACUGUAUAUAGAUAGAGAUAUAUCUAAAUAAGUUAAACAAGGGACUUGGAGGGUGUGACAGAUGUUCUCCAUUUAAAGAACAGUAAUUUUCUUUAUUUCGAUAGUUAUGCCAAAUUCUUCUGGUGAUGUUUAGGAAGAUAAUUUAAUGGACAACACAACAGUACUCUUUUUCUGCAGGAACUUAUGCACUAAUACCUGCAUGUAUAAAGGCUUUGUGUGUUUCAAAAAAAACAUAUCUAAAUUUUUAGAUAAACGAGCUUCGAGACGGGCCAACUCUUGUCCCAUUUCAUUUAGGAUCACAUAUUGUUGAUCCUUAAAUGUAUCUAUUAGAUUGUACUUGUUUAUCCUCUGUAUACUUUUCUAAAUCUUAUGCGAGAUGGCAAAGAGAUGUUUGGUAACCAAAAAGACUUUUCCUGUGUUCACCUCCUCUUGGCCCAUCAAUCCUUAUUUUAUACAACUUGAGUGUAAUCAUACUGUUUUUUAAAGCAGGGCGAGAGGGCUUCAGCAAAGAUGCCCUCCAACUUAAUACUGAGAAGUAACCACAUGUGAGCAACUGGCUUUGUGCAGAGUCCUCAACCAUGUCCAAACAUGCUCACUUUGUCUUCCAAGCUCAUGCCACUAGUGCAUGUGGAAAGCAUGUGUUGUUUUUCUUCCUGACUGUGCAACUGUUAAUGUGUGAGUGUUGGUGAGAAAAAAAGUGUGUGAGUCACUGGGAGAGUCAGAUGCAAGGCAAGACUUUUCCCUGGACUUUUUAAAAGUACUUGCAUUUUUAACACACAAACUAGGACUUCCAUUAACUACAGCUUAUCUGUUGAAUUGUGUAGCAUUCAGGCAGUUUAAAAGCUGCCUAGUAGCCCAAACACUCAGUUUUUGGUCACGAGUUAAAACAAUACAUACAAUGCACAUGCCGAAGAAUCACAAAAAUAUUGAUUUGUGCAUUACUUCACGUACAGUAGCUACAAAAGAGAUAUGGGAUGUUGUUGCUAAUGGGAAGUAUUGUGUAGAUACACUGAAGUCACUGUGCCCCGCAGAUGUAAAGAUACUUCCAUAACUAAAAAAAAGUAAUUGCUUCAACAUUUUGUUUGUUCAGACAUAUACAUCAACAGCCAUGUCCAAAGUGUCCUUUAGCAAGACACAGAACCACUACCGACAAAACUGUUAUGAGGCAAUUUACACAUAAGACUCAAUAGGUUGUGAAAAGACACCCCAUUUUACUGCGGCUGUAAUCAAGACCAAGCUCUUUUGUGGUUGCAUUGUUGUACAUGUUUUUUGUUGUUUUUUUGUUUGUCUUUUGCACAUGCAUAGUGUGCAUAAUGUACAUGGAGUAAACAACCAGUAUGAUUGAUGGCAUUUGGGUGUGAGCAGUCAAAGAUGAAAGAUGAGAUGAGAAAAUGCCCUUUAUGUGUUUAUGCACUGCAUGUGUUUUAAUUCCCGUGAAACUGUCAGAGCUGUCAGAGCUGUCGAAAAACAGCAUGCACAGUAAAAAUGCGCUAUCACAUAUCUCCCAAAGGACAGGAGUAGUGAUAUGCUUCAUGUUCGUCCGUAGCUCAUCACCAAGACAGACCCAGGUUCCACUCAGACAGCUGAGUCCCUAACUCAGUCACAGCACUCAGCUACUGCAGCCUAAUUUAACAAGACAUGUCUGAAAUCCCUUGACCUUAGCAGCUAUCACAUACUCACACACAGAGGUGCACAGUGACCAUGCUGUCCUAUAAUUACAGUUCCCAGAGGUCCCUAUAAUAAGGUAUAGCAAUACUGACAUGACUCUCACCUGCAGACAUGCACAUUUACAGACAUGUACGCAACCACGAGAGCCACACAGCGACUGCUCAUGGCCCAAAAAGCAAAACAAAACAAAAUGAGACUAUUUAAAAGUUCAAAAAGAGAGGACAUCUCUUACCAAUUGAUUUUCAACUUUCUUGUUACAUGUCAUUUAGCAGACGCUUUUAUCCCAAGCAACUUACAAUGGAAUCAAGUACAAUUAGCCAGGGGUGGAAUCGAACUUGUGACCACGAUGUCUUGCGUACACAAGGUAGGGUCUUGGGUCUUGGGUUUUGAGCAACUCUGUUGGUGGCGCGCUCCAUAUUGUUCAGACAGCUGUCCAAAGGUAGACUGAAUGCAAUAUAUCCAGCCACGAUUUGUGUGUCACCACUCGUCACGUGAAAUGUUACCAACAAGUGACAUAGUGUGAAAUGAUUAAAUAAUUACUUGGCUUAUUACAUAUCAGAUAUCAUUAAUGGGUCCGAGCUUUUAACUUGACACAAAUUACAUUUUCAUGGACUUCUUCACAGACAGAGCAGGCGUUACUAAUGGCCAAAGCAGUGUUGUGUUCACCUCUCCCACGUUUAGGGUCUUGCAUAUAUCGGCAAUAAAUAACUGAAAGGCUCUGAAACAUUCUGCUUGGCCUUGCACCUCAUUGUAGGAAGCCCGGGACUUUUCCAGACGCAGAGCUUUGCAACAGAAACAACAGCAAGUUAAAAGAGGGAACUGCUGCACCUUGUCCUCCAAUGGUGUCGGCAUU
This is a messenger RNA of Solea solea (common sole), 7860 nucleotides long. It is a transcript of the gene hcn4, whose product is annotated as hyperpolarization activated cyclic nucleotide-gated potassium channel 4. Gene Ontology annotation, biological process: transmembrane transport; potassium ion transport. The transcript is spliced from 8 exons. Gene Ontology annotation, cellular component: membrane. Gene Ontology annotation, molecular function: voltage-gated potassium channel activity. The record is from RefSeq and is a predicted model, not a curated record. NCBI's taxonomy places the organism in Eukaryota, Metazoa, Chordata, Actinopteri, Pleuronectiformes, Soleidae. Bases 871 to 5124 code for a protein of 1417 amino acids.